AUGGCGAGCGAUGAACGCGAACAGCAGGCGCUGCAAAAGCGCCUGCUGGAGUGCCUGAAGCGACCGGAGAAUUUGACGUGCGCGGAGUGCGCGAUGCGACUGCCGCGAUGGGCGUCGACGUCGCUCGGAGUGUUCUUUUGCACCAACUGCAGCGGAUCGCAUCGCGGACUCGGGGUGCACAUAUCCAAGGUGAAGUCGACGACGCUGGACAAGUGGACCGAGGCGCAGGUGGCGCACAUGGAACGCGUCGGGAACGCCAAAGCGAACGCGUAUUGGGAGGCGAACGUGCGCGCAGGGGUGAAACCAGGAGCGACGAGCGGUCGGGAUGCGUGCGAGAGGUUCAUUAGGGAUAAGUACGAGCGACAGUUGUACAAGGAU
This is a messenger RNA of Ostreococcus lucimarinus CCE9901, 378 nucleotides long. RefSeq lists its product with no specific name. Lineage: Eukaryota; Viridiplantae; Chlorophyta; Mamiellophyceae; Mamiellales; Bathycoccaceae. The transcript has a single exon. Gene Ontology annotation, molecular function: GTPase activator activity. The record is from RefSeq and is a predicted model, not a curated record. The annotation marks the transcript as partial.